AUGGUAAAGUUUAAGAGAAAGAGACAUCAACCGGUGGUUGUGUUUUGUUUGAUUGACUCUUCUAUUGUGGAAGCGAUUACAAUAAAGCCAAGACAUUUAUCUUUGCUAAAGAGUGCUUUACAACGGUCGAGUGGAGAACAGUCUGAGUUAUGGAGGCCAAUGACUGAUCAAGGAUGGAGUCCAUGUAUUGAUCUUGGAAAUUCCCCUCCAAUACCGGAUAAAACCGAGGGGUAUAUUCAGGUAUUUCUCGAUGGAGGACUUAAUCAGCAACGAAUGGGGAUUUGUGAUGCUGUUGCUGUUGCUAAGAUAUUGAACGCAACACUCGUGAUCCCACAUCUUGAAGUCAAUCCUGUUUGGCAAGAUUCAAGUUCCUUUGUUGACAUCUUUGAUGUUGAUCAUUUCAUCGAUGCGUUAAAAGAUGACAUAAGGGUAGUGAGAGAACUUCCUGAAGAGUACUCAUGGAGCACAAGAGAGUAUUACGGCACAGCAGUGCGCGAAACACGAGUGAAAACCGCGCCUGUUCAUGCUUCUGCGAAAUGGUAUAUCGAGAAUGUCUCACCGGUUCUUCAAAGUCAUGGGAUUGCUGCUAUCUCUCCGUUCUCUCACCGUCUGUCCUUCGAUCACUUGCCUGCGGAUAUCCAACGGUUAAGAUGCAAAGUAAAUUUUCAAGCUUUACGCUUUGUCCCUCACAUUACAUCACUUGGCGAUGCUCUUGUGAGCCGUCUUAGAAACCCAUCUUGGAGAAGCAGCAAGGAGAGAAAGAAUGUUGAUCAUUUAGGAGACAUGACAAACCCUCACAGCAGACAAGAACCGGGCAAAUUCGCUGUUCUUCAUCUUCGUUUCGACAAGGACAUGGCUGCACAUUCGGCUUGUGAUUUUGGUGGAGGCAAAGCCGAGAAACUUGCAUUAGCGAAGUACCGACAAAUGAUUUGGCAAGGAAGAGUCUUGAAUUCUCAAUUCACAGACGAAGAGUUGAGAAGCCAAGGACGGUGUCCUUUAACACCAGAAGAAAUGGGACUUCUUUUAGCUGCUUUCGGAUUCGACAACAAUACUCGUCUCUAUCUCGCAUCCCACAAGGUAUAUGGAGGAGAAGCUAGAAUCUCAGCAUUGAGACAAGUGUUCCCAAGAAUGGAAGACAAGAGGAGUCUUGCUUCAUCUGAAGAACGAGCUCGAAUCAAAGGCAAAGCUUCUUUGUUAGCUGCGCUUGAUUACUAUGUAAGUAUGCACAGUGACAUUUUCAUCUCUGCGUCACCUGGGAACAUGCACAAUGCUCUUGUGGGUCAUCGAACAUUCGAGAAUCUCAAGACGAUCAGACCAAACAUGGCGUUAAUCGGACAGCUUUUCCUCAACAAGAGCAUCACGUGGGUCGAUUUUCAACAGGCGCUUGGUGAAGGACAUGUCAACAGACAAGGACAGAUCCGGUUGAGAAAACCGAAACAGUCGAUUUAUACUUAUCCCGCUCCUGAUUGUAUGUGUCAUGUUUGA
Thlaspi arvense is the source of this 1485-nucleotide messenger RNA. Lineage: Eukaryota; Viridiplantae; Streptophyta; Magnoliopsida; Brassicales; Brassicaceae. The record is from the annotation of a GenBank genome assembly.